AUGGCUGACAACGUGAACGAAGAGGCAGAGUUUAAGAAGAGCAAAGACGAACUGGACUGGGGAUAUGAAGAAGGUGUAGAGUGGGGACUACAUUUCCCAGCAGCCAACGGGGAGUACCAGUCUCCCAUCAACCUGAACUCAAGAGAGGCCCUCUACGACCCGUCUCUGCUGGAUGUGGGCUUGAAUCCAAACUAUGUGGUUUGUCGGGACUGUGAGGUCAUCAACGACGGGCAUACUGUCCGCAUCCUCCUCAAGUCCAAGUCAGUGGUCACCGGAGGCCCUCUCCCCAGCGACCACGAGUACGAGCUUCACGAAGUUCGGUUCCACUGGGGCAAAGAGAACCAGAGAGGCUCAGAGCAUACCGUCAACUUCAAGGCUUUCCCAAUGGAGUUGCACCUGAUCCACUGGAACAGCACGCUCUUCAACAACCUGGAGGACGCUCUGGGCAAGAAGAAUGGGGUCCUCGCCAUAGCCCUGUUUGUUCAGAUUGGAAAGGAACAUCUGGGGCUCAAGGCUAUUACUGAGGUACUGCAGGAUCUACAGUACAAGGGAAAGAGCAAGAUUAUCCCCUGCUUCAACCCCAACACGCUGUUACCAGACCCUCUGCUCCGAGACUAUUGGGUGUACGAUGGCUCAUUAACCACUCCUCCGUGCAGCGAAAGUGUUACAUGGAUCCUCUAUCGAUAUCCUCUAACGAUCUCUCAAAUGCAGAUUGAGGAGUUCCGGAGGUUGCGGUCCCACAGUAAAGGCGCAGAGUUGCUGGAGGGAAACGAUGGAUUAUUGGGAGACAAUUUCAGACCGACGCAGCCCCUCAGCGACAGGACAGUCCGAGCAGCCUUUCAGUGA
Molecule: messenger RNA, 846 nt
Organism: Knipowitschia caucasica
Lineage: Eukaryota; Metazoa; Chordata; Actinopteri; Gobiiformes; Gobiidae
Source: the annotation of a GenBank genome assembly